Molecule: messenger RNA, 525 nt
Organism: Spodoptera littoralis (African cotton leafworm)
Lineage: Eukaryota; Metazoa; Arthropoda; Insecta; Lepidoptera; Noctuidae
Source: the annotation of a GenBank genome assembly
GUGUCGGGCGUGCUGGACGUGAUGGGCGGCUCGAGCGAGCUGGAGCUGCUGGCGCGGCACGCGGUCGACUCCGACGACCCGUGCGCCACACACGACCACGCCAUGGUGUUCCACUCGUGCGUGUGUGCGGAGAUCCUGUUCAAUGGGUGGAAAACGACUAACGAGCUGCAGUUGUUUGGAUCGGCGGUGGCCAUAUUUGUGGCGUCCGUGCUGUACGAGGGAUUCAAGUACUGGCGCGAGACACUGCCGAGCCCCGCGGCCGCGCCGCUCUCCGACUCGCGACAGAACAUCGCCAAGGGUGAUUCUGCGAUGAGCUCCUUCAGGGCGGCGGCGACCUCGGGGGCGCAUGCGCUGCAGACGGCGCUGCACGCGGUGCAGUCGACGCUGAGCUACCUGCUGAUGUUGGUGUUCAUGACGUACAACGUGUGGCUGUGCCUGGCUGUCGUGCUCGGCCUCACGCUCGGCUACUUCCUCUUCGGAUGGCGGCGGAACUCACUCAACGACCCCAACGAGCACUGCCAGUGA